AUGGAUGGUAAUAGAUUCCUGCAACAAACCACCGGCGGUGGCUACCCAACAUAUUCCGGCUAUGGUCAACCAAGUUAUGGUUUUGGAGGUGGAUAUGGAAGUUAUGGUGUUGGUGGUUAUGGUGGUGGCGGCUAUGGUGGUGCAUAUGGGAACCCUGGUUAUGGAAAUCCUGGUGCAGUGAAAACCCAAUGGGGUGGUCAAAGUUCUGGUUAUGGUCCAAAUAUGGGUUAUGGAGGAGGUGGUCAAUCUGCAUCAAUGGGUCAAUCUGCAGGUGGAGCUUCUGGGUAUGGUGGUCAAGGUUAUGGUUACGGAAACUAUGGUGGUAAUGAUGGCUACAAUGCCGGGUAUGGAGGUGGUGGUGGUGGUGGGCAGUUUGGGGCAGGAGGUGGUGGUGGAGAUCAGCAAGGGGGGAGGUGGUGGCGGUGGCAAUAUGGAGGGUGGGUAUAA
This is a messenger RNA of Lactuca virosa, 447 nucleotides long. The record is from the annotation of a GenBank genome assembly. NCBI's taxonomy places the organism in Eukaryota, Viridiplantae, Streptophyta, Magnoliopsida, Asterales, Asteraceae.